This is a messenger RNA of Aspergillus vadensis CBS 113365, 1659 nucleotides long. RefSeq names its product DNA helicase ZGRF1-like domain-containing protein. NCBI's taxonomy places the organism in Eukaryota, Fungi, Ascomycota, Eurotiomycetes, Eurotiales, Aspergillaceae. Bases 95 to 1573 code for a protein of 492 amino acids. The record is from RefSeq and is a predicted model, not a curated record. Gene Ontology annotation, cellular component: site of double-strand break; nucleus. Gene Ontology annotation, biological process: double-strand break repair. The transcript is spliced from 2 exons.
AACCAUUCCCUCUCUCACAUUACAUGGUGAUCAGACACAGGGCCACCGAUCAAGGGCCCUGUUUCUGUCUCAACCACCUCCCACUCACACCAAAAUGGCCACCCCACGAAGUACCCCCAGUAUGAACGUCCCCGCGACCCAAAACACCGCACCGGUGAUCCGCUUCCGCUGUCUCUACACCUAUGACAUGCGACGCAAAGCCAAGCGCUGGCAAGAUGGCUUCCUCCGAUACCACACCUUCAACAAACGCAUCAUGGUAUACGAUGUCGCCGGUAACUACGUGGGCGAUCACCACUGCCGACAGGAUGAGGGCAUCCAAGACGGUGACGAAUUGGAGCUGGACAACGGCGCCCUGAUUGAAGUUUGCGAACCGGUGGAGAGAACGGAGACCGACCUGUCGGGCUUGCAUAGUAACAAAAGAAAAGGUCAAGGCUCGCCGUCUCAACGACCCGGAGGAACGCCAACCCCUACAACAGUCGUCUACAAUUCCUCUACGCCCGCACGUCCUUCUUUGCCCUCCCAGCAGAAACCGACCCGCUCCCUGAAUGAUCUUCUGGGUAUCAAGAAGACUCCGACUCCGACACAGCGCGCAGGUUCGCCUCAGACGGGUCCUAGACAAACCCAUACAUUGCCGGUGAAUGGGAAGGAGAACGAGCAGUUGGAUUACCCUGCGAAACGAAAAAAGACAGAGAGCGCGUCCGAGAAGGUCGCCCGUCGGCGUGAACCAGCAAACAUCGACUUGACGGGAACAGAACCAGAACCGGAGACAUCCAGAAGACAGACAGAAACAACAUCAGUCGUACACUCGAGAACAACCGACCAAAACAAACACACUACACCCUCUUCCGUCCCCCACAUCAGACCCUCGGAACGGUCCAACAAUAUACCCCAGCGAAAGCAAACCGCUCCCAAUCCUCCCAGACCACGAGAACAACCCCAACCCCAACCUCCAACACCAGAACCAGAACCAGAACCACCAAGAAACAACGACCCCCAAGCCAACUUUCUCCGUCUCCCCAGCAAAACCAAACCCUCUCGCAAGAAACUCAUGUACCAUACCAUCCUAGCUCAGCAGCAGCAACAACCACACCAACAACAACAGCCACAACCACAACCACAACCACAAUUAGAAAACGACAAUGACAACGACCCCAUAGUAUUAUCAGAUGACGACGAUAAUGAUAACCCACCACCUUCGUCCCCUCCGCGCCCGCAACACAACCCUACCACCACCACCAUCCCUAGAACAACUACACCAAAACCACUCCCACCCCUGCAAACCGGAAUAGAGCGCAGAACCUCCUCUCUCCAAAAAGCACACUCUGACCCUACAGCCUUUACUCGCUUCAACGUGACCACCAACAAUAACAAUACCCGUACUCCCCUACAACAACAUCGUCCCACUCAUCGCCGUCGAGCAUCAGAGAGCGGUAACAGCCCUCUAGAUACAACUGACAACAACAAUGCCAACGAAGAAGAACCAGAGACCGAUGGUGGCCCAUGGACAUGGGAAGCUCAGUAUCUGUUCGACUAUUGGCCGGCUGGACGGGCGAAGCCGACUAGGACUUGUUAGUCAUGACACUUUCCAGUUUUUAUACUGGUGAUUGAUAGAUAUGUUAUGACCUUAAUUUAUAUAUGAUACCCUUAGAUAGUUAGUUG